Molecule: messenger RNA, 1507 nt
Organism: Solanum stenotomum
Lineage: Eukaryota; Viridiplantae; Streptophyta; Magnoliopsida; Solanales; Solanaceae
Product: putative UPF0481 protein At3g02645
Exons: 2
Coding region: 24-1505 (493 amino acids)
Source: RefSeq, a predicted model, not a curated record
GAGUUCCCAAAGCAAAACAAAUAAUGAUUUGCCGGAAAAUUUAUCACCAAAACUCCGGCCUCCGGCAGACAGUUUGCCGGUGGUUUCAGUCUUGUGUUGCUCCGGUGACACCUGCUACUGCUACUGUAUGUAGUGGCAAGAGAAUGCACUUUUUAAGAAACUAUACGGCGUCGUUUUGCUCAUAUACUAAGAUAGAAGAAGGGAGUAAAGGGUAUCAUUUAAGCGACAUAGAGGAAAGAAUUAAUGAAAUGAAUAAGGAUUUAGACAAUUCGUCUAUUAAAUCACGUACUAUAUUCAAAGUAAAUGUGUCGCUACGUAAAUCAAAUCCAUUGACAUAUACACCAAAGAUGGUCUCUAUCGGUCCUUAUCAUAGAAAAAAUCCUCAACUUGGUUCAAUGGAAAAUUACAAAUUAUUGUACCUACGCCGGUUUCUUCAACGAAAAGAGGGGUUUGAUAUGACAAGUUGCAUCAGAGAAUUGGAGAAACUGAAGGAGGAAGCACUGAAGUGUUACGAUGAUAUAGAAGACCUUGGUAAUGAUAGUCAAUUUUGUCAAAUGUUGUUGCUUGAUGGUUGUUUUGUGGUUGAGUUUAUUCGAGAAUGUUGUAAAAUGUGUCCCGAAGGAGAAGAAGAAAUUAUCCGUUUUGCUAGUUACAUAUGUCAUCAAAUAUUCCGAGACUUGAUGUUACUAGAAAAUCAACUUCCCUUCUUUGUCCUCAACAAGCUUCAUGACAUGACGAAACAAGAUGAUGACUUACCAUUGUUGUUACUGGUGAAUGAUUCAAUUAUCUUUUUUGUUGACUUGCCAAACAUGAUCAGGGAAUCCUUUAAAAACACAAAAGAUAGUAUCAAACAUUUACUUCAUGCAGUUCACAUUGCUUCAUGUCAUGGCCAACAUCCCAAGAAAAAUUUAAAAUAUGACAUAAAGCGAAAUAAGGUCAUGCCAAAUGCAACAGAGCUUUCCCAAGCUGGAGUUAGCUUUGUUAAAGCUGGGUUACAUGACAAACUUGGGGAUAAAACAAGUUUAUUUGAUAGUAUAAAAUUUGAGAAUGGAUUAAUGACGAUUCCUUGUUUUCGAGUAUAUGAUGGCACAGAAACCAUCCUGCGAAAUCUCAUUGCUUAUGAGCAACAAUCAUCUGAUGUACAAUAUAAGUAUUUCACUGAUUUUGCAGCUUUCAUGGAUCAUCUUAUUGACUCAGAAAAAGAUGUGAGUUUGCUUCGCCAGAAAGGAAUCAUAGAGAAUUGGAUGGGAGAGGACAAAGAAGUGGCCAGCCUCUUCAACAAAAGCGGACAUGGGAUCACUACGUAUUCAGACUUCUAUUACAAAGAAGAAUGCUUAAAAGCAGCUAAACACUAUGAAAAACCAUGGAAUAGAAUGAAGGCAAGUUUGAGGCACAAUUAUUUUAAUAGUCCUUGGAAAGGAGCUUCAACAACAGCAGCCAUCAUACUCCUCAUACUCACAGCUAUACAGACUAUUCCAGUUAUCAAGAUUUUUAAAUGUAAAUAGUA